Ochotona princeps (American pika) is the source of this 1479-nucleotide messenger RNA. It is a transcript of the gene EREG, whose product is annotated as epiregulin. Lineage: Eukaryota; Metazoa; Chordata; Mammalia; Lagomorpha; Ochotonidae. Gene Ontology annotation, biological process: positive regulation of cell population proliferation; positive regulation of mitotic nuclear division; epidermal growth factor receptor signaling pathway. The record is from RefSeq and is a predicted model, not a curated record. Bases 187 to 483 code for a protein of 98 amino acids. The transcript is spliced from 4 exons.
CUUAAGCAUUAAUUAUAUAUUUGUUUUCCUCCACAAAUAGGUUUCCAUCUUCUACAAGCAGUUGUUGGCACCACUGUAAUUCCAUCGUGUAUCCCAGGAGAAGCCGAAGAUAACUGCACAGCUUUAGUUCAGAAGGAAGACAAUCCACGUGUGGCUCAAGUGUCCAUCACCAAGUGUGGGUCUGACAUGAAUGGCUAUUGUUUACAUGGACAAUGCAUUUACCUGGUGGACAUGAGUGAAAAUUAUUGCAGGUGUGAAGUGGGUUACACUGGAGUCCGAUGUGAACACUUCUUUCUAACUGUCCACCAACCCUUGAGCAAAGAAUAUGUGGCGUUGACUGUGAUACUUAUCAUCUUGUUCCUCGUCAUAGUUGCUGGUUCCAUAUACUAUUUCUGCAGAUGGUAUAAACAUCGACAAAGUAAAGAAUCAAAAAAGGAGUAUGAGAGGGUGACCUCUCGGGAUCCAGGACUGCUACAAGUCUGAAUGGCACCAUCCACUGUAUGGUCAAGGGCACACAUCAUGCCUCAUUAAUGCUAAUAUUCCUAUUUUAUUAAUAAUAUUUAUGGUUGAGUCAUGUGUUAGGUCAAUAACUGUACAUUUUUAAUAUACUUAGAACAUGUUUUUAUUUUUGUUUUGUUUUUGAUGAUUUGAAAAAAUAUAUAUGUAAAAUAUAUUUAAUACCACCAGGGAAUUGAUAUUUUUGUAAGAAAGAAUUUCCUGAGCUGAAUGCUUCAUUGAAAGCUCCAAAGCUUAUGCGCCUGUCACACAGUGCUUAGGAGUAGUGUCCAAUUCGUGGCUGAAAAAGUGCCAGCGAAUGACAGAUUUCUAUAAGCUUAAACAUAUAGUGAAAUUAAGUAGUUUAUUUUUGAAUCCUCAAACUUGUGAUAAUUGGUUUGACCAUAUCAUGAUUUGAUAACAGUUGGCACCAAUGUGUCAUUUAUUAAAAUAGUGAUGCAAUUAGCAUCUAGGAGAAAUAAAACCCAGUAGCAAUCUGAGCCUGGGAAGAUCUUGACCUCUUCCCCGUAUGACCUCAGCUGUGGCUCCGGACUCAGCUGCAGGGAGGGAAAGCAGGCAGUACCCUCAGGCAGCCUGUACUCUUCCAGGUACAAGUUGCCCAGCAACAGAUUAACCUUCCAUCAAAUGAACUGAAAACCUUAAUUUUAUGUCAUGGUUCACAUGGUAGGCAUUCUAUGGAGUCACAAAGUUGCCUUUUUUGUGUAGACAGCAUUUAGGUGGGAUAAUUGCUACUUACAUGACAAUAAGAAAAAGUCUGCAUUCGUUGUCAAGAUUUUUUUGCUGCUUUUCAGGGUAUUUGCAUUCAUAAAGACUUUGUUGAAGAAUUCUGAGUCCAAAAUGUAAUGAACUAGUGUUUUACAAUUUAAGAAGACAAUACUUCUUUAUAUUGUCUAAAGGUGAAAUGUUGUCUCACUUUCACGAAGAUAGUCAUGGUCUAAGAAGCAGCUGCUUGUUAAAAACCAU